This is a messenger RNA of Symbiodinium pilosum, 798 nucleotides long. NCBI's taxonomy places the organism in Eukaryota, Dinophyceae, Suessiales, Symbiodiniaceae. The record is from the annotation of a GenBank genome assembly.
AUGUGUCGGAUGUUAGUUCUCGUCUCUAGGACUUCCAGCCAGUCCAGUGAGACUCUGCCGGCCCAGCGGGUGCGACUUCUGUCCACAAGCUGGGCCGAUAUCCUUGACGACGAUGACGAGGACCCUGCGCCCGACCUCAUGCUGGAAGCAGCUGCGCCUGCUGCACCGGCAGCAGCAGCGGCGCCAGCUGGGAUGGAGCCCGCUCCGGAGUCCGAGACCGCCCUAGCUGACUGCGCGAGCUUGAUCAAGGAGUACAAUGUGGACCCUGACCUCCAGGGAUUCCAGAGGUCGUACGCCCUGGAGACAGCCAUCGCGGACCAGCAUGGCGAGUCCAUGCAGGCGCCUGCUGGACAAGCUUCUCUUAAGUGCGUGCACGGCAGCAGGAGCUGUUUUUCGACACUGACCUACCGGACCUGGGGAGGUGAAGAUGUGGUCGAUAAAACUCCCGAUGCCCCAGAGGAGCCGCAAGUGGCAGGCCAGCAGCAAGUGGUGCUUCCAGCACAACUCCCGCCAGUGCACCAUCCCGUGCCGAAGCGAGCGAUGCACAUCCGCAUAGUGCAGGCUACCACGGCAAGGGUGAAUGCAGCCUGUUCAGCAGCUGUGGCUGCAAAGCAGCGCGAGGCUCUGGAGGUGACAACAUCCUCUACGUGCUCCAGUUCCUCAAAUUCACUGCCAAGGGGACAGGAGAAGGGGUGGACGGGCAAAGGACAGGGCAAAGCGGCCAGGGCAGCACUUCGUCAAUUGAUCGAGGAGCAAAAACAGGAGGAGGCAGACAGCACGAACAAAGUGCAGCAGUGA